This is a messenger RNA of Talaromyces marneffei, 1215 nucleotides long. RefSeq lists its product as uncharacterized. Gene Ontology annotation, molecular function: oxidoreductase activity. The record is from RefSeq and is a predicted model, not a curated record. Lineage: Eukaryota; Fungi; Ascomycota; Eurotiomycetes; Eurotiales; Trichocomaceae. The coding region runs from base 1 to 1215 and encodes 404 amino acids. The transcript has 4 exons.
AUGGCUGCCGCACAGGUUCAACUCCAGCCUGAUAUAGAAUAUCAUCCUGAUUUCAUUAAGUAUCUGGAUCGUUCUAAAAGACGCCUAGAAAGAGACACUUUGGCGAAAACUGUUCCGUUCGGGUUACCCCUGCGCUUGUCUUCAUCCUUUGUCUGGGACGGGAAUGAUAUCCAAAGUCGUGAUGACUGGGUCUUCGCGCUGACAGAUAACCAUCUGGAAGAGCUCGAUCGAGCAUUGAGUCAUUUCAAAGCAUCGAACAAACCCUUUGGGUACAUUAACCGAACGACAUUCCCAUUGCCCAGUCUUGGAAGCCUUCUUCGGGAAGGGUCACGAGAGCUUCAUUUUGGGCGAGGUUUCUUCAUUCUCCGGGGUAUUCCAGUUGAGAAAUACACUACCGAGGAGAAUAUCAUUAUCUACACUGGAGUUUCCUCAUACGUCGGUGAUCUGCGUGGCAGACAGGAAAAACGAAAUCCGAUAGACGGGAAGGCUGUAGUGUUGUCACAUAUCAAAGAUUUAACAGGAACGUACAGCAGAGAGAAUAUCGGAGGGCCAGCAAGUACGAACGACAAGCAGGUAUUCCAUACAGAUUCUGGGGAUAUUGUGUCCCUCUUCUGUCUGCAGAGGGCAGCCGAAGGCGGCGAGUCGCAACUAGCAAGCAUCUGGCAGGUCUAUAACAUUUUAGCAGAAAGCCGUCCAGAUCUCAUCCAUACUUUGACAAAUGACUGGCUGUUUGACGGUUUCAAUAAUGCGGCCCAACCAUAUACAGCAAGACCGUUGCUAUACUACCAACCCGCAUCGACUCUGGCCUCGGCCCGACUCAUAGUACAGUAUGCUAGAAGAUACUUUACAGGGUUUCUAGCUCAGCCACGUUCGUCAACUAUUCCUCCAAUUACUGAAGCACAGGCGGAAGCCUUGGAUGCCCUGCAUUUCCUCGGGGAGAAACAUAGUAUUCAACUGGACUUCCAGAAAGGGGAUAUUCAGUAUGUGAACAAUCUAGCAAUAUUUCACGCUCGUAAAGGGUUUUCAAACUCUCCUAGCAAAGAACGGCAUUUACUGCGGCUUUGGCUUCGAGAUUCUGAGUAUACAUGGGAAACUCCUAUUCAACUACAAGAUCGCUGGGAUGAAAUAUACAAUGGACUGUCAGAAGAGGAGCAAAUAUUUCCUCUGGAGCCCACCUUGAAGAAUGUGGUAUCUCUUCAGGCCCUCAAAGAUUAA